CGCGUUUCCUGUCCAAAAUCACAAGAAAACAGUCUUCAACAGUAAACGCCUUCUCCUCCUCUCAUGGACUUGAACAAUCUUAACAAUUACUCUCCCUCCUCCUCCUCCUCCACCCCCCACCCAUCUAUAGCCACCACUGCCGCCGACCCUAUGCAGUCAUGGUGGGAAUCCAUCUCCAAAGCUCGCGCUCGCAUCCUUUCCCUUUCCUCUCUCCUCCAUUCCGAUCCCGUCUCUUCCUUCUCUCUAUCUUCUCUUGCUGAUUCCGACCGCCCUGCACUUUCCUUCCUCUCCUCCUUCGACGCUUAUACUCUUCUCUCGUCUGCUCUUUCUUCUUCUACCUCUGGUUCUGGCCCUGAUCCUCUCUGUCAAUGGCUUUACGAUACCUAUCUUUCUUCUGAUCCUCAUCUUCGUCUCAUUGUCCUCUCUUUCCUUCCUCUUCUUUUGGGGUUGUAUCUCUCUCGGAUCCACUCUUCGGACUCUGCUUCCACUCCUUCUCUGGCUGGUUUCGAGGCUGUUCUCCUUGCCAUCUAUUCGUCGGAGGUGAAAUCUCGUGCUGGUAAGCCGGUUCUCGUCCAGAUUCCUGAUCUUUCACAGCCGUCGCUUUACCAUACUCCUCGGAACAAGCAAAAUCCACAUGGGUUUGAUAAUUCUCGACCAUCCGUUGGGGUUUUGUCGCCGCCACUUGAACCCCAGAUCGCGGUGAAGUCUACAAAGCGGCCGGUUAUUGUUGGGGUUGCACUUGAUUGUUAUUUCAAGCAGAUCUCGCAAAUGCCGAGUUGGUCUAAGGUUGAAUUGUGUAAAUAUGCAAGUGCUUGGGCUGGGCAGGAUUGUGCUUGUAAAGACAAAUUAGAUGGUGGGAGAGAAGUUGAAAUCCAAAAUGGACAUGGAAAUGAAAAUAAUGGUGGGUAUUUUUUGGAGGGUAGGAGCUUAAGUAAUGGCCAUGACAAUAAUGAGCGUGAGAUUGAUGUUGUGGAGGAAAUGGAGAAAUUGGAGAUAGAAGGAAAUGGCACAGAGCAUUCGGAGUUAAAGGGUGUGCGGAUUCCAUUGCCUUGGGAGAUUUUGCAGCCAUUAUUGAGGCUUUUGGGACAUUGUUUGUUGGGGCCUUUGAAUUCCCAAGAUGUUAAGGAUGCAGCAUCUGUGGCAGUUAGGCGGUUGUAUGCAAGAGGGUCUCAUGACUUGGCUCCACAAGCCAUAUUGGCCACACGGAGUCUCAUCCAGCUUGAUAAGAGAGCACGGGAAGCUGCAAAGGUGUCAGCGACAGCAGCUGUUAAUUCCUCUUCCAAUGCUAACACGCCCAGUAAAGCUAAGAAACCAGAAAUUUUUUUGGUGUCAAAGUGAGGGAUUUGCUUGGAAGGAUCGCUUUAUGAGAGUUAAGUUCUAUGAAUGAUACCACUGAAAUAUUUUCUUGGAAGAGUACAUGUCUGACUUUAUCUUUCCUUAAAAGGUCCUAAGGAUGGUGGUGUUCUACGUUUUCCCCUGAAAUUUCCACUCAAGAUUCUAACUUAUGUACCUGUGCUCAGCUGCAUCAGCCUUAUACUGUUACACCAAAAAUGUCUCUGAUAUGUUAUGUUUAAGCUUUAGAGGCCUUUUUAAUUUAUUGACUUUACAAAUAAAUUACUUAUGCAGUAGAAUUUAAAAUUGCCUUUUGACUUUUGUAUUGCUGAAAUACCUGGGCUGUGGUAAACUGUAAAGAAGAGGAAAGAAAUUUUCUUCUCCAAUAUGUUUUUGAGCAUCUAAUAUUUUCAGUUUCCUUUAAUAAAUGAUCUUUCAGCAUCUAAUUAGGUCAAUUUUUUUGUCAGUUGUUUUGUCCUAGUUAACAGUAAUACCCUUUUCUAAAUAGUAUAUGGAAACUUACUGUUGUUCAAUUCUGUCCCAAUGAAAUUAGAAUAACAUUGUAAUUAUGAAAAAAGAAAGGUUUAAUAAUGGGAAGAAUUAUAGAUAUGGUAACCAUAGAUAAUUGACUCAUUGGUACUUGAGCAUUAAUGCAAUUCAAGGUUGUUUUGAUUAUUUCCAGAAUGCCAGUUUUAACUACCAUCAUUCACGCUUCUUGCUAGCAAGAGCUAAUAACGAAGGCAAGAAUAGCAGCCAGCCAUCUCUUUAUAACUUCUUAGCACCCUAAAGUUAUUAUCGUAUGGAUUUUUCACCUUCUCUAUGCUUACUCUCGUGAGUGCCUAGAAUGGCUAAAAUAGUAGCCUUAGAUUAAAAGUGCACUUCUUGAUUUUAAAUCUCUCUCUCUCUCUCUCUCUCUCUCUCUCUCUCUUCUGCGUAUUAUUUGUACAUAACAAACAGCUGACCUGUAAAUCAAUUAUGAAAGUGCUGUUUUUAAUCUAAUUUAUUCAUGUAAAUCUAUUCAGAAAAUGCCUUUUUUAGGCUUGUCUGUACUUUAAAUAGGGGUAGUUGUUAAACAAAUCAGCUCUGUGAAUAGCUGAAAAUAAUUAGAUGCCUUAAUUAUAGGCAUUAGUGUUUGUAUUGAUCAAUUCUGUUCUUACCCUCAUUGCAACUAUUUCUAAAAAUAGUCUGGAUAGUAAAAUAUUGUUCUUUUUCACUGGUCGAUGUUGUAUGUAAAAAUUAGUUUAUGCAUUAUAAAUUUCAAUAACUAUAUGUUGUCUUGCUGAAUUCUAUUUACAAAAUUUUUUACUCUUGGUAUGAUUGACAUAGGAAGAAAGGAAAAUUUCAACCUGAAUUUUAUAAUCCAAACUGUUAUAGGAGACAACUUGUGGACAUCCCACUACU
Hevea brasiliensis (rubber tree) is the source of this 2733-nucleotide messenger RNA. RefSeq lists its product as uncharacterized. Bases 64 to 1338 code for a protein of 424 amino acids. Gene Ontology annotation, cellular component: plasma membrane. Lineage: Eukaryota; Viridiplantae; Streptophyta; Magnoliopsida; Malpighiales; Euphorbiaceae. The record is from RefSeq and is a predicted model, not a curated record. Gene Ontology annotation, biological process: phosphatidylinositol phosphate biosynthetic process; protein localization to plasma membrane. The transcript has 2 exons.